AUGGCUGACCUAUCAAUCUCAGCUCAAACAAAACCUGAUGUGUCAAAAGAAGCAUCUGUUAUCACCGAAGUCCAAGAAAAGGAUGACCGCCAGCGCGACAUUUCCGGCGAUAUCAUUGAGGAUGGCCUACGAAGAGGGCUUAAAGGUCGUCAAUUUAUGAUCAUUGCUCUAGGAAGUAUUAUCGGGCCAGGUUGCUUUUAUGGCUUGGGCUAUGGAAUCUACGAAGCUGGUCCAUUGGGGCUCCUAAUCGGCUUUUCUGUUGUGGGAGUCUCAGUGUGGGUUUUAAUGCAGAGCGUCGGAGAGGUUGCUACACUUUUUCCAGUUCACGGCGGCUUUGUUGAGCACUGUGAUCGAUUCGUGGAUCCAGCACUCAGCUUUGCAGUUUCUUGGCUCUAUUAUUUUAUGUGGAGUGUAUUUCUAGCAUCAGAUUGGAACAACGCCACGAUUUUCCUUCGAUUCUGGAUUCCUGACACCACUAUCCCCGUCUGGGCUUGGUACAUCCUGUUUUUUGUCUUCUUUUCCAUUUUAACCACUCUUGGGGUGAAUUUCUAUGGAGAGACCGAAUACUAUUUUGGCAUGUUCAAGUUCCUCUCACUGAUCGUGCUAUUUUUCAUCUCGAUUCUUGCCGAUACUGGAGCGUUCGGGAAUGGGUAUGUUGGGUUUGAAUACUGGAAAGAACCAUACGGUCCAAUCCGAAAUGGAAUCAAUGGAUUCGGCCAAGUAUUUGUGCUGGCUGCCGCAUACUAUGUUGGAACUGAAAUUGUUUCUGUCGCCGCGGGCGAGUCUAAAGACCCGCAACGCGAUGUCCCUCGUGCCACCAACUCUAUCCUAUAUCGUAUCCUGUUCGUCUUUAUUGGCAUGGCAUUUUUCCAGGGCCUGAUUUGUCCCUCGACAUCUGAUGAGCUGGUGCAUCCAGCCUCUAAAACGGCGUCAUCUCCAUUCACUAUUGGAUUUAUGCUUGCUGGGUGGAAGUCCUCCGGGCAUUUUGUUAACGCCAUCGUCCUGAUUGCCUUCAUUUCCGCUGCGAAUGGAGUAAUUUACAUUCAAUCCCGAACGCUCUACUCUCUGGCUUUGAAACGGAAAGCGCCCUCAUUUUUCGCAAUAACAAAUGACAGGGGAGUCCCAUACCCAGCAAUCAUCUUCUCAAACAUGUGGGGCUUCUUGGGUCUUAUGUCUUUGCGCACAACGGCUGGGAGUCUAUUUUCCUAUUUCACCUCCUUUGGUGGCACAGCAGCUUAUAUUGCAUGGGCUUCUAUCACAUUUGUCCAGCUUAGGGUUCGCGCUGCCGCAAAGAAGCAAGGUAUCGACGCCAAAGAAUUCCCCUUCACAGCGCCGGGUCACAUUUCGAUCUACUGGGGCAACUUCUUUUUCAAUAUUUUCCUGCUCCUGAUUCAGGGCUUUACAGUAUUCGAGACGCCUUUCAACUAUCAGUCGUUUAUUGCUUCUUAUAUUAGCAUUCCGGUGUUUUUCUUGAUGUACUUUGGAUACAAAUGGUGGUUCAAGACUAAAUGGUCAGUUAUUGCCGCUUCAUAUGAAAACGACAGUCGAUACUCACGUUCAGACUUUUCUCUAGGGUAUCAUUGGAUCAAAUUCACUUCCCUGCUAGACUGA
Messenger RNA from Penicillium concentricum, 1611 nucleotides. RefSeq lists its product as uncharacterized. Gene Ontology annotation, molecular function: amino acid transmembrane transporter activity. The coding region runs from base 1 to 1611 and encodes 536 amino acids. NCBI's taxonomy places the organism in Eukaryota, Fungi, Ascomycota, Eurotiomycetes, Eurotiales, Aspergillaceae. The transcript is spliced from 7 exons. Gene Ontology annotation, cellular component: membrane. The record is from RefSeq and is a predicted model, not a curated record. Gene Ontology annotation, biological process: amino acid transmembrane transport.